UUAAAUCCACGGGCGUUUCGGUGUCUUUCCGCGCCAUCCUUUUUCGUCGUCCCGUCGAUGUGGCGACUGUCCUCAACGACCGCAGCAACCGUGGCGCGGCCGCAGCUCCAGCUCCCAUCCAAGCAGGACUCCACCAUCCCACCCCGCGGCCAUCGCCAAGCACCACAGAAAGCCUGGGAUCGUUCCCGCCGUACCGCGGCUUUGACGGCCGCGGCCACGGCACUGGGCCUGGGAGUUGGUGGAAGGGCGCGAGCGCGGCAAGCUGCAGAUCCAUCUUCCAACGCUGACGACAGCGACGUUCUCCGUCAGCGCUUGCAGCGUGCCAAGCUCAUGUGUCCGAGUUGGGGGAUUUCGGCAUCCACGUCCUUUCCUGGCUGGCUCUUCGGGGAGUGGGAAGUUUGUUCACGUCCAGUCGCCUAUGGCGAGCCUUUGGGUCCCCGCUUUGUGGAUGAGAACACGAAGGCUGCCAUUCGCGAAGACUUUAGUUCCGCAGACACUGCUGCAUCCAGUGGUGAUGUUACGGCUGCCAACGAGUUGCACUGGAAGGCGCGCUACUACUGGGAUUACCUCGACAAGGCCACGGAAGUCGAGGCCACCGAUUUCCCCAGCGGCUUCCUGCUGGCCAUGCCAGCGCUGGCUGCUGACAGUGGGGUGGUGCAGUUCCGAGCCUUCAACGCGGGCGAAGAGCUCAAGGCUUUUCUGAAGCAACCGGUGCCUCGCCUCAUUGCCGACGCGGAUCCUCGAGUGCAGCCUUUGCAGAUCAAUGUGUCCUUUCCGAUUGAGGAGGAGGAGGAAGAAUUCAUUCGCACUGUUUCCUUGAAAUUGGAAGCCAGCAAGACACAGCAGUAUGCUGGCAACGAAUUCGUUUCCUCUGAGCUGUUCCGGCAGGUGGUGUCCACCGAGGGGGAGAUCGAUAGCGUAGGUGACUUUGAGGUGCUGAAUGCAUACACGUUCCUGUCGGCGGGGCAUGUGACAGUGCAGAACCGGGUUGCCAAGUACCUUGUACCUGGAGACCCGCUGUUCGAAGAAGCUGGAAAUCAGGCUGUGAGUUGGUUGGACUACUCCUGGGACCUACGCCGCACCAAAACCUGCAUCGGCACCCCCUACGGCGAGCAAUGCGCUGACCUGGGCGGUGAGAGCCAGAUGGGCGUGCCAUACAUGUGAGAGCGGAGUCGAAAAU
Cladocopium goreaui is the source of this 1180-nucleotide messenger RNA. NCBI's taxonomy places the organism in Eukaryota, Dinophyceae, Suessiales, Symbiodiniaceae. The record is from the annotation of a GenBank genome assembly.